This is a messenger RNA of Antechinus flavipes (yellow-footed antechinus), 2573 nucleotides long. Its product is annotated as A-kinase anchor protein 2-like. The record is from RefSeq and is a predicted model, not a curated record. The transcript is spliced from 2 exons. Bases 219 to 2558 code for a protein of 779 amino acids. NCBI's taxonomy places the organism in Eukaryota, Metazoa, Chordata, Mammalia, Dasyuromorphia, Dasyuridae.
UUGAUGAGCCAGUCAGUGUGAAGGAAUCUGAGGAGAGGAAAAAAAAAAAAAAAAAACCAAGGCAGUUUGUGACUGAGGACACUUGGGAUGCACACGCUAGGGCAGGGAAACCCCACAAGCUUCUUGAGGAUAACAUCAGAUUGACAAAAGGUGGAGAUCACUAUAGUGCCAAUCUGCUGGGACCUCCCACCAGCAUUCUUUCCCCUAGCAACAAGAACAUGGAAAUAGAAAUCCCCAUUGCAGAAUGUAAAAGUGUCUCUGGGAUUUCUUCAGCAUCACAUUCCAUGGACAGUUCCUCUCCUUUUUAUUCCCCUCAUAAUGGCCUCAUCUCAGACCACCAUGAAUCCCUGGAUAAUGAGGUGGCUAGAGAGAUCCAGUAUCUAGAUGAAGUGUUAGAGGCCAAUUGUUGUGACUCUGCUGCUGAUGUGUCUUACAAUGGGAUAUCUUCGCCAGAGCCAGGUGUAACCAUCACUGUGGGCAGUCCAGGUCCAUCUGUCCACACAACAAACCACAUAGAACUCCCUGAAAGGGAAGCAGUUCUUCUUGUUGGCAGGCAGGCCCCUCCUCUCAUAGAGCUGAGCCAAGGUGAAAUCAUGGCAGACACCUUCAGGGCAAAUGGUCACUCUCCAGAUGGGCAGAGGGAUAACCUUCAAGCCCCUGUGAGCCCCAGUUCUUCAACCAGUUCAAAGGGGUCUUUCCGAGAUGGGGAGACCACUCUCACCACUUUGAAGAAAGAAGCAAAAUUUGAAUUGCGUGCCUUCCAUGAGGAUAAGAAGCCAUCCAAACUUUUUGAGGAUGAUAACAAUGAGAAGGAAGCAUAUAGAGUCCGAAAGGUAAGGCCAUCAGAGGAGAUGCUGGAACUAGAAAAAGAGAGGCGAGAACUAAUCCGGAGUCAGGCAGUGAAAAAAAAUCCUGCCAUCGCAGCCAAAUGGUGGAACCCACCCCAGGAACCCACUCUAGAGGAACAACUGGAUGAUGAGCCUCUAGAGUCACAUAAAAAGUAUAAGGAACGCAAGGAGAGGAGGCAGCAACAAGAACAGCAGCUGCAGCAGCAACAGCCACAGCUGCCACCACAGUCUUCCACAAUUCCAGCCUCCCCUAAACAGACAGUCUGCUCUUUUGAACUUGCAGACCCAUCCAGUGGUCUGAAGGAGGAUGUUGUCACAGAGCAAAUAGACUUCUCUGCUGCAAGGAAGCAGUUUCAGUUGAUGGAGAAUUCCAGACAAACAGGAGGCAGGGGCCAAGGAGCACCCAGACUGUUUUCCAUCAAACCCUUUUAUAGACCUUUGGGUUCCAGUUACUCAGAUAAGCCGUCCACCAUCACAAGACCAGUUUCAGUUGUGGGGCAGAUGGAGGAUGAUGGAAUAUCUGCAGCCAAGGGACAGAAGGCCUCCUAUGUUCCAGAGAAUCAGCUUUUAGGAAACCAGAACAAUCCAGUUAGUCCUGAAAAGGAAUCUCCCUGUACUGACCCUUCAAAACAUGUGUCAUCAGCCAAGCUGUGGGCAGAGGAGGGGGAGUUUACAAGUGCUCGAGCUGUCUUCACAGUGGUGAAGGAUGAGGACCCUGGCAUCUUAGAUCCAUUUACGAGGUCAGUCUAUGUCUCUUCACCCCCAGAGGAGCUGGACUCUGGUUUGGAGGAGCUGUCAGUGAGAUCUCAGGGCACCACGGUGCUGGAAACCCUGUCCAAUGACUUCAGCAUGGACAAUCUCAGUGACAGCGGUGCAUCCAAUGAGACAAUGAAUGCCCUACAAGAAAACUCCUUGACAGAUUUUUCUCUGCCCCAAACUCCACAGACUGACAUCCCCCCCGAGGGACGAGCUGAAGGUUCAGUGUCCAAGUCAUUCAGUGACCAUGGUUUUUAUUCCCCUUCCUCCAUGCUUGGAGAUUCCCUGCUUGCAGAUGACCCACUGGAAUAUCAUGCCGGUCUUUUGGUGCAGAAUGCCAUCCAACAAGCCAUAGCUGAGCAGGCUGACAAAGCCACCAAAGACCCAGCUGAACAAAAGAUUUGCCCAGGGGAAGCCCAGCACAAAGUUGGGGCAGUGGUUCCCUGCUCAGAGAAACCUCAGAGCACAUUUAAGCCACCUCAAGUGUCUUCUCCUGUUCAAGAAAAAAGAGAUGUAUUACCAAAGAUGGCAACAGAUGAAGACAGAGACCUCAGGGAAGAGACGGCUUCCCAACAAUUCCCCACUAUUCAUUCUGUUCAUCCAGUCCACAUCGAGGAGAGCAGGCCAGAAGGAAGCUACUUUAGCAAGUAUUCAGAGGCAGCUGAGUUGAGGAGUACAGCCUCCCUCUUGGCCACUCAGGAGUCAGAGGUGACGGUGGGACCCUUUAAGCUAAGGUCAAGGAAGCAGAGGACUUUGUCCAUGAUAGAAGAAGAGAUCCGAGCAGCCCAGGAGAGAGAGGAGGAACUGAAGAGGCAGAGGCAAGUCUUACAGACAACCCAGAGCCUCAGAGUGAAGAACGCCUCUACCCUGCCCUCCAGAACAGUGUGCUACAAAACAGCACCCGGUAAGUGUCUGAAGUACAAUAUGGAAAGGAAUUUUUUAAAAAGCCCUUAAUUGAGCAUAUACCAU